UUACAUCGCAGUGAAAUGGAAUCGAAUGCGCCGAUUCUGACGGUAUGUUAACCCCACCGUUCAGCUCCGCCCUGAAUUUUGGCCAAUAUAUACAUAUACAUAUGCGCAUGUAUACUUAUAUAAAUUGACGUUUGCGGUUAAAUGUUUACAACUCGAAAUUCAGCUGAAAACUUAACAAAAAAUAAAGUGUGUAGAGAAAAAUGCUAUGAACGGCAAACCAGUUUUAGGUACAGGCGAGACGACCCAGGCCAACAACAAACAAGCAUCGUGGAAAAAAUACAAAGUUUUAAUUGGUUGCACAAACAAAAGUACAAAACGAGCGUCUAAACAAAUCGAAGUCACUCAGUCGGCGGUCAAAGUAACGAACACUAACUUUAACCGGGCUCUGUGAGUUGGGUGGAUGAAUAUCAGUUUAUUUCGUCAUUUGUUAAAACACCUUGCACUUAAUAACUGGCGCAUGUAAAGCUCGCUGAGAGACAAGGCGAGAGACUCUCGAUUCUCAGGACUUAACUCAACUCUAGACGGCUGUAGGUCACCCAGCGAUCACGAUUGAGCAAAUCGAACGAGCGCCUGCUCAUGCUCAUGAAUGAUUGACAAAAUCGGAAACCUGAAAUGAGGCUUCUACCUGCUGCCGGCGGGUCCAAAGCGAUGGCGGCCUGUAAGAUCGAGAGAGAGGUAAGUUGUUAUCGUCCGCUUACCUGUUAGAAGGUGUGGCUAAACGAAUUGCGAUCAGCGGCGUUGGUGAUUGAUCCCAAGUGCGAGCGAGACCACAAUACUUUAGCAGUCGUCGGCAAUGGCUAAGAAAGAGUUGAAUCAGCCAUUGAGCCAAACGUGUAAACAAGAUGGCAUGGGCGCAACAACUCGGCCAAAGAGAAAUAGAGGUAACAUCGCACAGCGACUACUAAAAAGCAAGCACGGCUUGUGAUGGUUGAAAAAAUUAGCACCGACCGUCAAUCAUUAGCUAGGGAACGGUGGCAACGCAAACAACGCACUCAACGGCGGCCGAAAACUGACGACGGCAACUCGAAAAGUCUAAAAAAAAAAUCGGAGCAAUCGUUGAGAGCAAUUCCACUUCCUUCUGGGACCUGCUUAAUCGGUAUCGGUGAACUUACAGUGAAGUGUGGACGAAUAAAACUUAAUCAAAGAAAAUAACUAAUAUAGUGAUUGUGUUCGGUGUGUGACUUAGUGCGUGAUCCAAAAAUCUUAGCAAAUUAAUUCUCAUCUGAAUUAUCCCAAGGAUUACAAGAAGUAGCAUCCCCGGUGCGAACCGGAACAUACAUUUUUGGAAUUAAUUGACAUGACCACAUCGCAUAUCCUGUCCGCCGUGGAUCCCACAACCGGCCUUAAUGGAAAUGUGGCGGCCGGUGGUAACGGUGGCGCUGGCGCUGGCGGCGACUCCCCCUCUCCACAUCACGCAGCCCACAAUGGACAUGGGCACGGACAUGGAAUGGGUGUUGUCGGUGGUGCUGUUGCGUUGGGCUCAGCGGGUGGAGGCGGUGGUCAUCGCAUUGUCGGUGGCGCUGGCAGCCCCAAUGAACUGGAUCGCAAUCUGCGCGUCUCGCUUGAUGACCGAGAGCUGUGGCUACGCUUUCAGAAUCUUACCAACGAGAUGAUCGUCACCAAGAAUGGCAGGAGAAUGUUUCCGGUUGUGAAAAUCAGCGCCUCCGGCUUGGAUCCGGCUGCCAUGUAUACGGUUCUACUGGAAUUCGUGCAGGUCGACACCCAUCGCUGGAAGUACGUCAACGGCGAAUGGGUGCCCGGUGGAAAGGCUGAGGUACCACCCUCGAAUCCCAUAUAUGUACAUCCCGAGUCACCUAAUUUCGGAGCCCAUUGGAUGAAGGAGCCGAUUUCAUUUGCCAAAGUCAAGUUGACAAACAAAACCAACGGCAACGGACAGAUAAUGCUGAACUCAUUGCACAAGUACGAGCCCCGGGUGCACCUGGUUCGCGUGGGCUCUGAGCAGCGUCACGUGGUCACCUACCCGUUUCCAGAGACUCAGUUCAUUGCGGUGACUGCAUACCAAAACGAGGAGGUCACUUCACUAAAAAUCAAGUACAAUCCGUUCGCGAAGGCCUUUCUAGAUGCUAAGGAGCGUCCAGACACGCUCUAUCCUCACGACACCCACUACGGAUGGCUAAUACCUCCGCCCACCCACUACGCCAGUGCUGCUGCAGUUCAAGCACCGCCACCACCGCUGCCCAUGGCACAGACGCAUGCCCUAGUGGCAACUUCUUCAGCCGCCUCCUCGGCUUCCGUGUCGGCCAGCUGCGAUCGCUAUGGUCGCGCUCUACCCACACGCAGCUCAGCGCCUAAUCGUACGACGCCCUACAGCAGGCCUCGCGUUGUCUCGGGCUCCGGUUCCAAUGGCAGCGCGGGCAAUGCCUCCUCUUCCUCGCCGCAGCCUCCGUCUGCGCCUCAGACACCAACCAGUCUGCAAUCGUCAAUCGGCUCGGUCAGCACCAGCACCGGAACAAACACAAGCGCCAGUGUAGGCAGCAGUGGUGCCAGUGGCUGCUUCACCAGUUCCUACUCGCAGUCGGGCUUUGUGCCAGUGGAAGCUAGCUCAACGGCAUCGGUGUUCUCAUAUCCUAGUAGCUGGCAGGGCAACAGCAAUUACUGGAGUCCAACGAGUGUGCCCGGUCCCAUGCCCAUGAACGUGUGCAGCAGCCGCAACAUAUCAACGCAUAAUUCACCCUCGCCCACGAAUGGUUCGCCGAGCUACACGACGCCAUCGCCAGGCUAUACCAUACACCACCUGACGCCGCAUAGUCACCAGUACAACAUGGCCCAGACGGAUCUCUAUGCGAGUGGAGCGGCUUCCUCGAGCUCGCCGCAAACCUAUGGAGCACCCACACACCAGGUGUAUCAUCCGACGCCAACCUCUCCCACCCACCAGCUGUACACGAACGUGCUGAACGCACCCUCUGCGCUGAGCUAUCCGGCUAGCGGCUGGCACAACAGCUCCGGCGCCGAGUACGGGCUCUACCAAAAUGCGGCUGCGGCCUAUUACCAGCCGGAGUAUAUACCACUAGAGAUAGGCUAUGCCACCCAUCCGCUGGAGCCCGUGGACGUUACGAAGACGCUUGAUGAAUCACAGUCCGCCAUGUACAAGCCAACCGAAGAGCAGAGCUCCGUCAUCACUCUGGAGUGCGCCAGUGCCAGUGCCAGUCUGAAGACCGCCCACAAUCACAACGACAUCAAGCUAGAAUCCCUAGAGCACAACAUGGAUCGGAACGCAGUUCCAACCGCAACUGUGCCCAGCGCUGUGCCUACGGGAAUGCCCACAUCCGUGGUCACCGCUGUUAGUGCUGACACUUGGACACCGCUUACACCACCUCAAAGCACUCUGCAGUGAUGGUCAGCUAGUUAAAAGAACAAAAAAAACAAAUUAACAAUACAUACAGCCAUCGCACCGCCCCA
Drosophila montana is the source of this 3420-nucleotide messenger RNA. RefSeq names its product brachyenteron (gene byn). The coding region runs from base 1298 to 3355 and encodes 685 amino acids. Gene Ontology annotation, biological process: cell fate specification; heart morphogenesis; regulation of transcription by RNA polymerase II. The record is from RefSeq and is a predicted model, not a curated record. Gene Ontology annotation, cellular component: nucleus. NCBI's taxonomy places the organism in Eukaryota, Metazoa, Arthropoda, Insecta, Diptera, Drosophilidae. Gene Ontology annotation, molecular function: DNA-binding transcription factor activity, RNA polymerase II-specific; RNA polymerase II cis-regulatory region sequence-specific DNA binding. The transcript is spliced from 7 exons.